AUGCAUAUGCAAUAUCUGUUCGUCAUUUUCCUGAUAACCCUGGAUGCGAUUUCAUCUCAAGGCCACCACGGUCUUUCUGAAGAAGAAUUACAAAAAUUUGAAGAAAUAAAAGCAACAAAAGAAUUUCAAAAAGCCAAAGAAAAAGUUAUAGAUUCAUUAUCAGAUAGAAUUGAUAAAUUUGUUCUGGAACAAUUUCGUAAAAAUCAAUAA
Messenger RNA from Schistosoma rodhaini, 210 nucleotides. The record is from the annotation of a GenBank genome assembly. Lineage: Eukaryota; Metazoa; Platyhelminthes; Trematoda; Strigeidida; Schistosomatidae.